This is a messenger RNA of Daucus carota subsp. sativus, 2256 nucleotides long. RefSeq lists its product as uncharacterized. Lineage: Eukaryota; Viridiplantae; Streptophyta; Magnoliopsida; Apiales; Apiaceae. The coding region runs from base 1 to 2256 and encodes 751 amino acids. The record is from RefSeq and is a predicted model, not a curated record. The transcript is spliced from 3 exons. Gene Ontology annotation, molecular function: zinc ion binding.
AUGGCUGAGUUCAGAGAGACAGUUAGAAGAUAUGGUUUAAUUGACCGAAGGGGUAUUCAAUUUGUGACAAAUGAUAGCAGAAGAUGUCAGGUUGCUUGUGAGGCUGGCUGUCCUUUCUACAUUUGGUGUAGUAAGGACAAAAACAGUGAUUCUUGUACUAUAAAGACCUUAGUUAAUAGUCAUUUAUGUACCAAGCCAUAUAGAAACAAGAUGGCCUCUGUGAAGUACUUGUGUGAUGUUUUCGGGGAGAGGAUUAGGAAAAACCCCCAGUGGAUGUGUAAGGAGCUUGCUGAGACAAUAAAGAAGGAGAUGGAAAUUGAAGUUCCCAGGAUAAAGAUUCUUAGACUUAGGAAAAUGGCACUUGAGGGAGUUGCAGAAAGUUUGAAAGAACACUACUCGAGGGUUAGAGAUUUUGGCCAAGAAGUUCUGUUGAGUAAUCCACUGAACACGGUGAAGAUAUCCACUACUAGGCUGAAUGAAGAUGACCCUGUGAAAUUUAAAAGAAUUUAUGUUUGCUAUUUUGCUUUGAAAGCUGGUUGGAAGGCUGGAUGUAGGCCUCUUAUUGGGUUGGACGGAUGCUUUUUAAAAACUGUAACUGGGGGUCAGCUACUGUCUGCUGUGGGGAGGGAUGGGAACAAUCAAAUGUUCCCCAUAUGCUAUGCUGUGGUUGAAUCUGAAAACACAGAUUCAUGGAGAUGGUUCAUCACUCUACUGAAAGAUGAUCUUGACUUGGGUGAUGGGGGGGGGGGCUUUACAGUCAUUAGUGACCAACAGAAAGGCCUCGAAAAUGCAGUGAAAGAACUUCUACCCUCUGUUGAACACAGGUUCAACACAGGAGUCUUAAAGAAAUGCUUUUGGAACAUUGCUCUUUCUACACACAAAGUGGCAUAUACCAAAGCAAUGAAGGAGAUGGAAAAGCACUCUAAAUCUGCACAUGCUCAACUCUCAGCAAUUGAUCCUAAGCAUUGGUGUAAAGCAUUUUUUGCUACACAUUCGAAGGUGGAUAAUACAGACAAUAACAUGUCUGAGAGUUUCAAUUCUUGGAUUAUAAAUGAGAGAUAUAUGCCACUACUCACUAUGCUUCAAGAAAUUCAAUUCAAGCUUAUGACAAGAAUGAGACAGAAGAGGGAUGAUAUGCUUGCAAGUGACCUACAGAUCUGUCCAAAAAUCAAGAAAUAUCUUGAUGUGCUUAUCACAGAGUCAAGGAAGUGGAAUGCUGCUUGGGAUGGAGAAAGGAAAUUUCAAGUAAAGCAAGGAACUAGAUGUGUUACAGUUGAUUUGGAGAGGGGAAACUGUGAUUGCAGGGUCUAUGAUCUCACAGGCAUUCCGUGUCAACAUGCCAUAGCAGCAAUUCACUCAAGAAGACAUAAUCCAACUGAUUAUGUGUCUGACUACUACAAGAGGGAGAAGUAUCUUGCAGCCUACAAGCACUCACUGGAGGCAAUGAAAGGGGAAGAAUAUUGGGACUUCCAUGGUGGGGAGAUAAUGCUGCCACCAGAUAUUCCCAAAAGGCUUCGAGGGAGGCCAAAAAAACUCAGAAGAAGAGAGGCUUGGGAAGGGGGUAGUAGAAGUCAGACUGCACCUUCACAAGGUAUUUUGCUGCAGAGAUUUUCUAACAAAAGGGUGAUGCAUUGUUCCAACUGUGGAGAUGCAAGCCACAGACUAGCAAAAUGCCCAACUAGGGGCAAGGACAGUGCAACAACACCAACUGAGGCAACCAAGAAAAAUGAGACACCAACAGGGGCAAAAAGAAAGGCAACAAAGGAAGUAAGGAGGCAAAAAUUCAAGCCAAGAAAAGCUCAGCCAGGGAUUGUGAUUAGGGAGCCAGAAGAAGGAGGGCAACCACAAACUCAAGCUUCACAAACUGGUCCAGUGAAGGAUAAAGGUAAGGCAGUUGAAGAAGAAGUACCACAAUCUGUAUGGGAUAUUCUUGAAGAACAAGGUGAGGACCCAACUGAGGAGCAAGGUGGGGAGGAACGUCUAUCUUUUUUCACAAAAAUCCCCAAAAAGAAGAUGCCAUUGAUGAGGGGUCAAGAGACAGAUGAGUGGGAAAAAAGUGGCAAAAACUAUGCAGACUUCCAGGAACAGCUAAGGGGACCAACUGGAUACAAGGCUGUAUUUAUGCCGACACCGGGGCAUAGGAGAUUUCAACCACCAUUGAGUCAACAGGGGGGGACACCACCGGUUUCAACCCCACCAGUGAAUCUGCUGGGGGGGGGAACCACCACUUUCAACCCCUCCAUUGAGUCGAACUAG